Messenger RNA from Entrophospora candida, 213 nucleotides. NCBI's taxonomy places the organism in Eukaryota, Fungi, Glomeromycota, Glomeromycetes, Entrophosporales, Entrophosporaceae. The record is from the annotation of a GenBank genome assembly.
AUGAGGAUUUUCUUUUUAGAAACAUUCCUGGAAUAUGGGAUCUUGAUGAAAGAAAAAAAUGUAUUAAAAUAUUAUGCAGAAACUGCUUUGAAAGAUGUGGAAAUUAUUAAAGAAAUUUAUCAAAAAUGGCGCGACCAUAACAAAGAAAUUAAUGAAGACAUAAGAGAAAAAUUACUCAAAGUAUUAGAAGUAUUUGAGGGUGAAGAAUCAGUA